Molecule: messenger RNA, 1410 nt
Organism: Candidula unifasciata
Lineage: Eukaryota; Metazoa; Mollusca; Gastropoda; Stylommatophora; Geomitridae
Source: the annotation of a GenBank genome assembly
AUGCUGUGUCGUCAGAGUUUCUCCACUGUUAUAUCAUUGCUUCCCAAGAGCAGUAUAUGUUCUGUACAAAAUAUACCAAAACAUAGUCCGGAUAUUAUGAGAGGUUCAGUGUGUUUUUAUAGUACUUCUGAAGUGAAACCCAAGAAAGCACCACAGAGCAGCCGGUACAAACUUGUGGUGGUUGGCGGUGGAACAGGAGGAUGUGCUGUGGCAUCAAAGUUUGCUUCUUUGGGCAAGGAGUGUGUUGUUGUUGAACCAAGUGAUCUUCAUUACUAUCAGCCCCUGUGGACCCUGGUGGGUGCAGGACUCAAGGGAUUCCGGUUAUCAGUACAGCCCAUGAGAGAAGUUCUACCAAAGACUUGCGAUUGGAUCAAAGAAAAAGCUGUCACGUUCAACCCUAAAGAAAACUAUAUUGUAUUGGAGUCUGGAGCAAAAAUUGAGUACCAGUAUCUAGUAGUGGCCAUGGGGAUCCAGCUCGACUAUGACAAGGUGAGAGGUGCUCUGGAUGCCCUAGAGAAUGAUCCAGUGGUUGCUUCCAUCUACCAUCCAAAGUGGGUCCACAAAACAUUUCCGGCUCUCCAAGAGUUUAAAGGAGGCAAUGCCGUCUUCACCUUUCCCAACACACCUAUCAAGUGUGCUGGGGCCCCUCAGAAGAUCAUGUAUCUCUCAGAUGAGAUCUUCAGAAUGCUGGAUGUCCGAGACAAGACAAGUGUGAUCUAUAACACUGCACUGGGUGUUAUAUUUGGUGUGAAGAAAUAUGCUGAUGCUUUGUUGAAAGUUGUAGAUAAAAGAGACAUCAAAGUAAACUAUAAACACAACCUUGUUGAGGUCAACCACAAGACCAGAACAGCAACAUUUGAAAACUUGGAUGACAACAGUAAACAGGUGUACUUUCAGUACGACUUUCUUCACCUGACACCCCCGAUGUCAAGUCCUGAUGUUCUGAAGAAAAGUCCUCUGGCAAACGAAGGAGGCUGGGUAGAUUUGCACAAACACACCCUGCAGCAUGUCAAGUUCCCUAAUGUCUUCGGUCUAGGAGAUUGCACCAGCCUGCCCACAUCGAAGACUGCAGCUGCAGCUGCUUCCCAGUGUGGGAUUCUUCACAAGAACCUGUCGGCAGUCAUGUCUGGGAAGCCGACUGUACCACUGUAUGAUGGCUACACCUCCUGCCCUCUAGUCACCAGCAGUAAACACUGUAUCCUGGCAGAGUUUGACUACGAAGGCCAGCCCCUGGAGACCUUACCUUUCAACCAGGCAAGGGAGAUGAGGUUGAUGUACAACAUGAAGGCCCAUCUGCUGCCUGCUUUAUACUGGAACGGCAUGCUGAGGGGUAGAUGGAAUGGGCCAUCAUUUGUGAGGAAACUCCUGCAUUUAGGAUUGGGAAGGAAGCCAAACCUGCCCUCAAGCUGA